UCCCGCCCGCCCGGGACGCUGCCGCCUCCUUCCCACAAUGCACCCUGGCGCCCGGGGGUGCCCUCUCUUCCCUCAGCCUUCCUCCCCCGCCCCUCCUUUCCGCCGACUUCUCCACAGGCGGGCACGCGCAAAGAAGCGCGCCGGCCCGGGUGUGGCGAGGCGGAGGCUGGGCCUGGCGCGGCUGCCGCAGUGCGCCUGCGCGCAGCCUACCCCGCGAGGAGUGGACACUGCGCAUGCGGGCGUGUCUCCUGGGACUCCGGAGCGGCUGAGCCCCCGGUACCUUCGAAAUCGCCGUAGGCGCUGAAGGGCCGCGGGAUCAGGGAAGACCUUGCUGACUUGAUUUGCACACUCUCCGCAGACCUGCGUGCGCAAGUUGAACAGAGACGUGCGGGAGAUUGUAUUUCCGCCAGCUUUGCAGCUACUCCUUGGCCCCAUUAGUUUCUCAGGACGGGUCUCCCCAGCCUCGCCCGGAAGCUGAGGGGCGAAAACUCAGGGAAGCAAUUACUCUUCCCUGGUGAGGCUUCUGGAGGAGCAUUGAUAGCGACAUGAUUCCGCCUGCGGCCCCAUAGAGAUUGGUUCCUCUGUCUUCCCCUUACAGUCGUGGUCUUUUAACUUUCCUGUGUCAGAAUGAGUGACCGCUAUCUAGAACAAAGGAUUAGUAUCAAAUUUUGCGUGAAGUUGAACAAGUCUGCGAGUGAGACCCACCACCUUUUGAAAGAAGCUUAUGGGGACGAAGUCAUGUCAAGGGCCCGAGUUUUCGACUGGCAUAAAAGAUUUAAAGAAGGGCGGGAAGAUGUUCGAGAUGACGCCCGAAGUGGUCGUCCAGUCACCCAUCGGACAGAUGAAAAUAUCCAGAAAGUCAAGGACUUGGUUUGUUCAAACAGGCGGCUGACGGUGAGGAUGAUCGCCGAAGAGUUAAAUUUAGAUAAAGAAACCGUUAGACUCAUUCUGAAAGAAAACUUGAAUAUGAGGAAAGUUUCUGCAAAAGUUAUGUCAGGUAUUUUGAAAGAGGAACCUAAACCUCGGAGAUUUGACUUUCGGUCUGAUCUUUCAAAGGAAAGUAGGAAGAAUAGCUCGUGUGUAAGGAAAAAGACAAGUUCUGACACGUGGACUCAUCCUCAGUGUGAAGCUGGUGGGGAACUAACCCUGCCCGUACCUCAUCCCCAGAACCACUAACCCUGCCAGCCAGCUUCUGCAGGCUUCGUCAGCAGGCCUUCCCACCAGGACAGCUCAGGAUUGGUUCACACCCUGGUGAAAGGAAUGUGAGGUAGCUGAGCCUGAGCUAGAAAGCUGCCUCAGGGUUAGGCACCUUCAUACGCUACUCAUGCUACUCAUCCGUUUUCAGCCUUUACUGCUCUUUCUCGACAUUGUAUGGCCCUCCUCGUUACUCUUGCUGGACUACUGGGCCAUCUUCCAAUUUUGAGGAACUUUUGGCUGUUGACUUAGGAUACUUGCUUGUUCUCAGUUUCUUUUGCUUAACAAGUUUGGAUCUCCUCACUGCCCAAAUCUUAGCUUGUUGCGGCUGUCCCUGUUCCUGUGUUCUCGACAUUCUGCCUCAGGGGAUCAUACUAUUGAAAGGUGGGAACAGGACCUCCCAGAGUCCUUCUGUGCCCAAGAAGGCAUAUUCUUGGGAGGACCCCAAAAGAAGACCUACAAUCCCAGCCUGCUUCACAGGCCGGACCUGAGGGCUGGAGUGAGCCUUCCAAAGAUGCUGGACCAAGACCAUGCUGGAGCAUAGGGUACCAGAAGCAUUGUUGGCCCAGACAGGGUUUGGACACAGCAACUGGAAGCAGGUAACGAGCAAAAACAGAAUGAAAUAUUCACCAAUCUUUGAUUUCAAAAAACAUCUGAAUUCUGCCCCUGGCUCUGAAUCCUCAUUGAAAGAUUAUUGUUUGGGAAAGCUCUGGCCUGCUUUCCAGAGCUUUCUUUUCAGAUCCAUUUCUUAGAGUUCAGAUUUGCCAGUGGAGAUGCCUAGAUCAAUCUGGGUACCAACUGAGUUGAGGACAUCUAGUAAAAGACAGUGGGUACUGUUGGGGAACUGUCGGUCUCUGCAUCACAUACACUGCCCAGCCAGCCUGCUGUUUGAAGACCACUUUGUCAGCAAGUCUCACGAGGCUCCUUGGGAUUGGGUCUCACCAGGGUCUCAUGUAGCUCAAUUAGCAAGAGGUUCCUUUACUGCUGGAACAAAAGGUUCAUUUGCUGCUGGGACUAUAUAUACAACCUGCGUUCUCCAACUGCUUCUUGGUUGGAUAAGACUUUUCAGAUUUUACCAGGCUUUACACACCAUCCAAGGCAAUUGUAUUUAUUUGCUUUAGUCUCUACCUUAUCAGAUUCUUGUGAAUACUGUCCCAGUUGCAUCACCCUUCUCUCAGUAUUAAUAACUAGAAAUAAAAAAUCUAUAGUAGGAAAGUUCACUACCUCCAAGGACUCUUGGGUCUAGCGAAGGGGUCAACUUUUUCUGUAGAGGAAAUGUCUUAGGAUUUGUGGGCCAUAUAGCCUGUGUUUAACUGCUCAGCAUUGCAAAAGCAGACCUAACUAAUACAGAAACACAUAAACAUGGCUAUGUCCUAAUAAAACUUUAUUUAUGGAUACUGGAAUUUGAAUUUCAUAUGGUUUUCACAUGUUACAAAAUACUAUUUUGAUUUUGUUUGAUUGUUUAAAAACUUGAAAAGCCAUUCUUAGAUUUCUUAGCUUAUACACCAGAGAAAAACAGAUGGUGGGCCAGGUUUGGCCCAUGGACCAUAGUUUGCCUACCCUUUGUCCAAUGUAUAUAAAGUGUGUAUAUAAAAUGACAGAUGAUUGACCCCUUCCCAUCAAUAACGUUGUUAAUGUCGUAUUGAUGCAGCAGUGUCUGACAGUUUACAAAUGGAAAUUGUGGAAUAUUGAAGGGAAUCUUUACAAUGCCAGGAGAGUGAACUAGAACUGAAUGAUUAACUAGUUAAUUUCAACCGUAUUGACUAAAAAUGAGAUAAACACAGAUUAAUAUCUAUAUUAUGCCCUUAUAAUAUCUCAGAAACAGUUUGGGCCAUACUGCAAAUAGUUCUAAGUUGCAACCAUGGUAUUUAUAAUCUAGCCAGUCAAAUUUCCCUUGAAUCCAGGAGUGAUUAACUCCUAUAGCUGCUGAAAAAAUGCAUCUGAAAGAAGUCUGUGUUAAUUCAACACGUUUUUAUCAAGUGACUUUAUGUGCCAGACACUGUCCUAUGUGCUGGGGUGCAGCAAUGGACCAAACAGACACAGGCCUUAGAUCUGACAGUCUGCAAUCUAAUUAUGUCAUUAUUCUUCAUUUUUAUAGAACUCCUCUUCCAUGUGCUCACACUAACUCAUUGUUCAUUGAAUACCCGGCAACAGGUCUGACCUUUGCCAGAGACCUCUGUGCUGCGGUCAUGAAGCCUCUCCAACUGCAUGAAUAAUUUGAGGACUAUAUGUUCCACUUAAAUUUUAUUAUCCUUUAGACAGAUCUGUAUUGGUAGAAAAAACGCUGGCAGUGUUGGAAGUGUAAAUUGGCAACAGCUUUCUGAAAAGCAAUUUGGCAGUAUCUAUCAGGAGGUUUAAAAAUGUUUAUAUCUUCUGAUCCUCUAAUUUUGCUUCUGGGACUCUUUCCUAAAGAAAUAGUCUAAAAUGUGGGCAGAAUUUAUGCUUAACAAUCCAGAAGUCCAACUGUAGAAAAUUGGCUAAAUAAAUUACAGUAUGACCAUACAAUAGACUAUUAUGUAGUCAUUAUAAUUAACGUUUAUGAAUAGUUAAAAGAGCAUGGCAAAAUGCUUAUAAUGUUAAAUGAAAAGAGUGGUACACAGGAUAGUAUAUAUAAAUCCAAAGAUGUUUCUUUUUAAAUGACUGAAACAGGUAUGCUGACUCUGGGUGGUUGGGGUAUAAGUGUUUUUUUAAAAUUUUUUUGCUUCUUCUCUUUUAAAAAUUUCUCCAAAAUAUUACCACUUUUACUAUCAGAAUAAAAUGGUAGCACCAAAAGGUGUCAAUGGAGACAGGCCAAACCUCUAGUUUGGUCCAUGAACAAUAAACUGGCUAGGUGGACACGGAAGCAUUAUGAUACUGAAUUGGUAGCAAGAAUGGGACAGAAGGGGAAAGGGCCUGCCAAGGAGAAGGCGAGUGACCAGAAUCCCUACAGAAAAACCAAGGUGAGAGAAGUUAACCAUGAGUGGCAUGUUCCUGUGGCAUAAUCUUAGGUAAAUAAAAGAACACAUAAAUCGAGUAUGUUCUGACAAUGGGAAAGGAUAUGGAAUACUCUCCCAAGCAAAAUUAACCUCAUUCUUGUAUUCUUUCAUACAAAGUGAAUAUUCUCAAGAUGGAUUUUAUCACAGUUGAUUCUCUGAAGAAUCCUUGAGCCUCCCAUAUCAUUUUUUUAAGGAUAGGAAUGGCUUUUGAUGUGCCAAGCUCUACCUCCUCCCACACUAGGACAUUCAAGCAACACGGAUGUACAUGGGAAUAUUUGGUAUUCCACACUGAUAAUUCCACAGCAUGUCAUUAGUCAUCCUAAUGUAACUUGCAAAAAUAAAGUUUGCAAAUGUUAUUUUGAUGAA
This is a messenger RNA of Canis lupus familiaris (dog), 4535 nucleotides long. RefSeq names its product GVQW motif containing 3 (gene GVQW3). NCBI's taxonomy places the organism in Eukaryota, Metazoa, Chordata, Mammalia, Carnivora, Canidae. The record is from RefSeq and is a predicted model, not a curated record. The coding region runs from base 628 to 1176 and encodes 182 amino acids. The transcript is spliced from 4 exons.